AAUAUGCAAUUAAUUUAUUUUACUUCAGUUGGUGGGUAUUGUAUAUCGAUUGAAAGUGGAACCAAAACACUGAGAGUAACAGAUAUAAUCUGUGGCCCAAGCUAUGGAAUCAGGUAAAUACAUAUUAUUUAAUUAUUUAAAUUUAGAUUUAAUAACUAAUCAUGUUUAUUUAUUUAUUUAUGUAUUUAUUUUUUUUUUUAGCAUUGGAAACUUGGGUUCUGGAAAUUCUAAAGCCAAUGUCACAGAUGUGAUUAUAAACAGAGCCAAGCUUUUUGGAACUAAAUAUGGUCUCAAAAUUAAGACUAUUAAGGUAAUUAAUUAAUAUAUUACAUAUAAUUUUAAUUUUUAUUAAAAUAUGGAAAAAAAAAAUAUUAUAGUGUACUAAUUAUUAUUAUUUUUAUGUUGUUUAAUUAAUAUGCAGGGUGGUUCAGGUAGUGCAAGUAAUAUAAAAUUUCAGAACAUUGAAAUGAAUUAUGUUCAAAAUCCCAUUGUAAUCGAACAAAGCUAUUGUGACCAAAAUGAUAAGCUUUGUAAACUGGUAAAAUAUAUAUUCUUUUAAAAAAAUCUAAUUUAAUAUGUUUUUUUUUAAUUAUUUUUAUAUAUAACGUGUGAAAAAUCUUAACAGGAGUCGUCAUCGUCGUCAUCAGAUGUUGAGAUUAGAGAUGUGGUUUUGGAAAAUAUUAUAGGAACAAGUGUAGCAAAAAUGGCUAUAAAAUUGGAUUGUAAGGAAAGACGUUCUUGUCAAGGAAUUACAUUAGACAAUGUUCACUUACAAUACUUCAAUAAAAAAUAUGGUCAUACUAGAGCUUGGUGUCAAAAUGUUCAAUUUGCUCACUUUGAAAAUGUUGUUCCAAGUUGUACUCAACCAAAGACUGAACCAAACACUCAGCCUAAGCCUCAACCUCAACCACCUCAAACUCACCCUCAGCCUAAGCCUGAACCUCAACCUCGGCCCACACCUCAACCGAAACCAACACAACCGCAACCUCAACCGCAACCUUCUCAACCAAAGCCCACACCUCAAAUUCCACAACCACAACCCACACCUCAAAUUCCACAACCACAACCCACACCUCAACCCAAGCCUCCAAAACAAACACCUCAACCACAACCCAAGCCUCCUCAAUCUCAGCCCACACCUCAAACUCCUCAAUCUCAGCCUAUGCCUCAAUCUCCAAAGCUAGCACCUCAAACUCCUCAGCCUCAACCAAAACAAACACCAACACCUCAGGCUCAACCUCAGCCUAUGCCUCAACCCCAACCAAAACAAACACCUCAACCUCAACCUAAACCAACGUCACCAGCACCUCAACCGAAGCCCCAACCUCAGCCCACACCUCAACCAAAACCAACUCCUCAACCUCAACCAACACCUCAAACUCCUCAACCUCAACCAAAACCAUCUCCUCAAACUCCUCAACCUCAGCCUACACCUCAACCAAAUCCAACUCCUAAAACUCCUCAACCGAAGCCCGCACCAAAGCCAACACCUCAAACUCCUCAGCCUCAGCCCACACCUCAACCAAGACCUCGACCUCAACCCCAACCAAAGCCUCAACCUAAGCCACAACCACCUUCGAUUCAAACACCAAAAAUUAUUAACGUUGAUGAUUUUGGAGCAAAAGGGAAUGGCCAAGAUGACACAACGGCAUUUGAGAGAGCAUGGGAAGAGGCUUGUUCAUCCAACGUUGUUGUUACUUUAAAAGUUCCUCAAAAUAACAACUAUUUGCUUAAACCAAUUGUCUUUCAAGGCCCCUGUAAAUCAAAUGUGACAAUUCAAAUUGAAGGAACAAUAGAAGCAUCAACAGAUCGAUCAGACUAUGCUGGUGCACAUGAAAGAAAUUGGCUUAUGUUCCAAAAUGUUAAGAAUUUAAUAGUUGAAGGUGGUGGAAUCAUUAAUGGCAAUGGACAUCUUUGGUGGGAUCUCUCUUGCACCACAAACAAAACACCUUCUUGCAUCACUAGAGCACCAACGGGUUUGAGUUUUGUGAGUUGUAAUAAUUUGGUUGUGAGAAAUCUAAAUGUAAGAGACUCACAGCAAAUGCAAGUCAUGUUUGUGAAUUGUAACAAAGUCAAAGCUUACAAUCUGACUGUGACAGCACCAGCUCAUAGUCCCAAUACAGAUGGGAUACAUGUAACACAUUCUCAAGACAUUGAGAUUUCCAACUCUGUUAUUGGAACAGGUGAUGAUUGUAUUUCAAUUGUGAGUGGAUCCAAAAAUAUUACAGCUACAGAUAUAACAUGUGGACCAGGUCAUGGAAUAAGUAUUGGAAGUUUGGGAGGUGGACACUCAGAAGCUCAUGUUUCUGAUGUAUUUGUUCGUCGAGCUCAAUUCUAUGGAACUACUAAUGGAGUUCGAAUUAAGACUUGGCAGGGAGGUGUUGGAGAUGCCAGCAACAUUACAUUUCAAGACAUUGAAAUGCAUAAUGUUAGAAAUCCGAUUAUAAUUGAUCAAAACUAUUGUGCUCGUAGUACUACACCGUGCCAAGAACAGGAGUCUGCAGUGCAAGUCCGAAAUAUUUUAUAUCAAAAUAUUAGAGGUACAAGUGCAGACGAAGUUGCAAUAAAAUUUGAUUGCAGCCAUAACGUUGAAUGUGAAGGAAUUGUGCUAGAAGAGAUCGACCUUCACAUUCAUAGUCACCGUCGGAGUAACAGACACAAUAGAGGAGAUGGAGAUACUGAAGCUGUAUGUAGAAACAUACAAUUUACUAAUAUUGGACACGUUUUUCCUUUGUGUCCCAAUUAUUAGCAUUUUAUUAGUGAUUUGUAUUAGUAAUUUUCUUUUAUAAAAUUUUAGUUUUCAAUGUAUAGUUAUAGUUAUAUAUUUUUGUUCUUUAGUUUCAAACAUUUUCUCUCUUGUUCCAAAUAUUUUUACAUCAUGAGAAUCCAUGCAAACUUGUCAAAAUCAACCAUAAGAAGACUGAUGUCAUAGUUACAAAUUA
Cannabis sativa is the source of this 2942-nucleotide messenger RNA. RefSeq names its product polygalacturonase. The record is from RefSeq and is a predicted model, not a curated record. Gene Ontology annotation, biological process: anther dehiscence; fruit dehiscence; pectin catabolic process. The transcript is spliced from 8 exons. The coding region runs from base 704 to 2749 and encodes 681 amino acids. Gene Ontology annotation, molecular function: polygalacturonase activity. Lineage: Eukaryota; Viridiplantae; Streptophyta; Magnoliopsida; Rosales; Cannabaceae.